CUUUAUCAGACGACCACCUUUGCUAUUAUUGCCCUCAUCCAUGUGGCAGAUGAUUAAGCAAAAGCCAACACCAUGUUGUCUUCAUAAACAGAAAACCUUGCAGUGAAAGCAAGCCUUUUAUUUCUGGAGUUAUCCACCGCGAAGAGACUAAUACUACCUGCAGAAAUGUUGCUGAAGUGCAUUCUUGCGCUCUCUUUUGCCGUAGUUGUCUGCGGGCAGCUAGUUCAGAUCGUGGCUCAUACGCGUCUGGAGGGAAGCAACUUCAUUCAACUGGAGUGCCGUGAAACUUUCCAAAAUGGGUCGAGGGCGACAGUCUUGAACACUCAACUCCUGCUGUUCAACGAGACGGGAGAGUACGUGACAUCGCUACUGGACCGAGAAGGCGUCACUCACGAAUUCUCUGAGCGUGGAAUCUUUAGUUUCGACAUUGACCAAAGAAUCGAAGGCUACUAUUACUGCAGCCGAGACCCAGGGGCAGGCAUUCCUGCCUUGGCGAUAACACUACUUGCUAUACCUCGUAAAGAGGAAGUUCCAGAAUACUAUGAGAGGCAUGUUGGAGAGUCGGUGACCCUCAGAAGUGGUGUCGGGGAGGGAGCAUUAGCUGCCCAUUACACUGCGUCAUUCUACAAGACUACAAGCAAUGAGAUUACGGAGCUCACUACUGUUUCCAGGGGAGAGGAUUUUUCUCUCACAAUCUCGUCACUUCAACUUUCAGACAGUGGGACAUACGAACCUUCAGUUAGCAUCACAACUAUGAAUGGAGAUAUUUUUUAUUAUCUAAGAAAUCCUUCAACCAUAACUUUGACAGUUUACAAGUCUCCUAUCAUUGAGGUUGCCCCUACACCUAUUGUUGAUAAUGAAGGAGCUGAAAGUGUCUCAUUUACUUGUAUAGCGAGUGGUGGACCUUUCUUGAGACUGUUUUGGUUCAGAGAGGAUAAGAACUUGACCAAUUACACUCCAUCCCAGUAUAGUAUCACCAACACCACGAUGAAUGGUGGAACAAAGAUGAGGAGUGUAGUAACAGUUCAUACACCAGGCUUCAAUGAGAGUGGGAGGUUCAAAUGCGUUGCUACCAUCAUGGAUGGCAGAGAUGGCGACGCCUUCAAAGCAGAAGAAAGUGCAGAUUUAACUAUCUUAGAAUCAGAUUUUUACCUAAAGACCAUCAUCACUGAACACAAACAGGUUCAGUUGUGGGUGGAACUAAAGAAUCCAAUCAGCCUCUACCCAGUUACAGCCAUUGUAUACUUCAGAUCGACUGCAAAUCCCAGCCAGGAGCCUCAGCAAGUCCAGACACACAGCAUCAUAACUAGCACGACAGUAAUGGUAUUUCAGCUUGAGCAGCACGACGUGCCUGACAAGUUCCAAGAUGAAAACUUUUACAUCCAAGUUGCUCUUCGUGUUGACUCUGUCUACAGUCCACAAGUCCCCAAAAGUUUGGAUGCAGCCACAACUGCAAAUUUGAAUCAGCCAACCGAGGGCCAAUGUGACAGAGAGAAAACCUAUCAAACCGCUGCAAUUGUCAUCGGCUGUGUUGCUGCUAUAGCUAUAGCUAUAGCAGCACUUAUUUCUAUACCAAUCAUUUAUUGCUGCUAUAAGACAUUUAAAGAGCGUGAACGACGAAAGAGGCAGGCCCAAUUACCAGCAGAAGAAACAAAUCGACUUGAGACACAAUUGGAAGGUUUGAUCAUGAAACACUGAAUAGGGAACAGCCACCAACUCCUGCACAACAAGAGUAUAUCAAUAAGAGAGUUGACGAAAUUCAUGGCAAGCUAAGAGGUGAUGGUUCAGAAGAGACUGACUCUGAAGAGAAAGUGUAACUAAUGGACUGUAGCGGAGUAGCUGUGUUCUAUGUAAAUGUAGUGUUAUUAGUGCUUAAUGUUAAUAGAUUGUAUUUUUUUAAUGAUCAGUGUUUGUCAGCAUAUAUAUAAAACUAUCAAUCAGUAUUGUGCUUGUAUUUUAUAACAUGUGUGAUAAGUGAACGGUGUGCUAAAAAGUGUUU
Messenger RNA from Geodia barretti, 1999 nucleotides. Lineage: Eukaryota; Metazoa; Porifera; Demospongiae; Tetractinellida; Geodiidae. The record is from the annotation of a GenBank genome assembly.